AGAAUCCGGCUUCCCUCUCGUCGCGUCUUCCGCUCGCCGCCGACCUCGACCUCGCCUCGCCUCCACGUCUCCUUCCUACCUCGCGCCAAGCAAAGGCCACCGCCACCGCGCGUCCGGCGGAGCCCUUUAUCAGGCCGCGCCCGCUGCUGGGCGGGACCUCUCCCUCCCUCCCUUUCCACUCCACCUCCAAUCCUCCUCCCCGUCCACAGUCCACAGCAGAACCCGUUGCCGUUGCAGGCGUAAGGGGGCGAUCGCGCUUGAUUUUUAGCGCUCUCCUGUGAGCCUCCGGCUGCGGCGUCGCAGAGAUGGGCUGUGCCCCGGUGGUGUGGGCCGCGGUGUGGUUGCUUGCUGCCGCGGUGGCAGGGUUCGCCGAUCCCGGCGGCCUCGAGCGCGCGUUUCCAAUAGUGAAGCCAGACUACGGGCACACGAAACUCCAACUCGCAAAAGAAGGUCUGGAAGCAAUUCAGAGGAUCAGAACUCCAAUAGCUGCUGUUUCUGUUAUUGGCCCCUAUCGGUCGGGCAAAUCUUUUCUUCUCAACCAACUUCUCUCCCUAUCAUGUGACAAUGGUUUUGGAGUUGGACACAUGCGGGAUACAAAAACAAAAGGUAUAUGGGUAUGGGGUUCCCCCGUUGAGGUGGAUAUCGGUGGCUCCAAGGUGUCUGUUCUAUACCUGGACACCGAAGGAUUUGAGAGUGUUGGAAAAUCAAAUGUAUAUGAUGAUAGGAUAUUUGCUCUGGCAACUGUUUUAAGUUCUGUUCUGAUCUACAAUCUUCCUGAAACAAUUCGUGAAGCCGAUAUAUCGAGACUUUCAUUUGCCGUCGAAAUUGCUGAAGAAUUCUAUGGAAGAGUCAAGGGGCAAGAUGUUGCUUUUGAGCCAGCCAAACUUCUGUGGUUGAUCCAGAGGGAUUUUCUCCAAGGAAAAUCGGUUCAGCAGAUGGUUGAUGAAGCUCUCCAACGGGUACCUAACAACAAUGGAGACACAAAUAUUGACGAGCUCAACCAAAUCAGAGACUCUUUGGCGGUUAUGGGAGAUAACAGUACAGCUUUUAGCUUACCACAGCCUCAUCUGCAAAGGACAAAGUUAUGUGAUAUGGAGGACCAGGAACUUGAUCCGUUGUAUGUAAAGAAGAGGGAUCAGUUGAAAGAAGUCGUUGCAUCCAUGAUAAAACCAAAAAUUGUGCAGGGUAGAACUCUGAAUGGAACAGAGUUUGUAUCCUUCCUAGGGCAGAUAGUUGAUGCUUUGAAUAAAGGUGAAAUUCCAUCAGCCGGGUCGCUGGUUGAAAUUUUCAAUAAGGCCAUUCUUGAACGUUGCUUGAAGGUGUACAGUGAAAUAAUGGGCAGAGCAGGUCUACCAGUGUCAGUGGAUGAACUUCGGGAGUUCCACGACCUGGCAAAAGAUGAAGCUAGAAGGCUUUUCAACAAGCAGCAUUUCGGUAAACAUCAUGCUGCUCGGUCCAUCCUCAAGCUUGAUGAAGAGAUUAAAAAGGUGUACAGAAACUUGGGCCAAGCUAACGAGUAUCAGUCAUCAAAGCUGUGCGAAGCACGGUUCUCAGAGUGCGAAGAUAAAAUGGAACGACUCCAAGUCUUGAAGCUUCCGUCCAUGGCGAAAUUUGAUGCCGGAUUCCUUCUCUGCAAUCGAAGUUUUGAAACGGACUGUGUGGGGCCAGCCAAGGAAAGCUAUCGACACCGGAUGUCAAAGAUGCUGGCAAGGUCCCGUGCUCUUUUCAUCAAGGAGUACAACAACAAGCUCUUCAACUGGCUCGCCAUAUUCUCCCUGGCCAUGGUUGUCGUUGGGCGCUUCUUGGUCAAGUUCUUCCUGCUCGAAGUUGCUGCGUGGGUGAUGUUUGCCUUCCUAGAGACAUACACGAGGCUGUUCUGGUCGUCGGAGUCCCUGUACUACAACCCCGCCUGGCACGCGAUCGUCUCUUCUUGGGAAACCGUCGUCUACAGCCCCGUUCUUGAUCUUGACAGAUGGGCGUUCCCGAUCUGCGCUGUCCUGUUGUUUUUGGCGUUUUAUUGGCGUUGCCUCGGUGGAAGGAGGGGAAUUGCCCGGUCACUGCUACCUCUGUACAACGGGGCUUAUUACAGAAGCUCCAGUCGCACAAGAACAGACUGAUCCCUCGAACCAUGCGCACAAUCACACCAUUAGCGUGCACAUAUAGUUGUAUCAUGCUUAUUCCAACACUGCAUUCUUCGAUUAUGAGUCAAAACUCGGGUGUUGCUGUAAAUAUGAAACCCAGAAGGUUUGUCAAUUGUAUAAAUAUAUGGCUGCUUGCU
This is a messenger RNA of Zea mays, 2278 nucleotides long. RefSeq names its product Guanylate-binding family protein. Gene Ontology annotation, molecular function: GTP binding; GTPase activity. The record is from RefSeq and is marked validated. NCBI's taxonomy places the organism in Eukaryota, Viridiplantae, Streptophyta, Magnoliopsida, Poales, Poaceae. Bases 306 to 2117 code for a protein of 603 amino acids. The transcript is spliced from 17 exons.